GAGUGUUUUGAGCACUUUUUCCGUGUAAAAUAUGGCAGGUUCAUCUAUAAUUCAUGGUGUGAAUGUUCCAGUUAGAUCCAUCAGCUUGCCAUCCAGGUUGAAGCUUAAUUCUAUUGAAACAGAGCUGAACGAGCUGAAAACCAUUGGACUCUUGUCAGCUUCAAAAACAAUUUACGCUGGUGGUGAGACAAUUUGUACAGGUUUCACUAGGGUUGCAAAGCUGUACAACAAAAUUGAGGAAAUCAUUCAAUCUCCACUCCCUCGACAAGCUCUUCAUCGUCUGCAAAAUUUUAAACUAGUAGAGGAGGCAAUUAACGAUUCGGUUGAAUUGCUGGAUGCAUGUAGCACCGCAAGAGACCUACUUAUGAUGAUGAAGGAGCAAGUACAAGAUCUUCAGUCAGUUUUACGAAGGAGAGGCGGAAAUUCAAGCAUUGGAAGCAAUAUCCUUGCUUAUAUCAGCUUUAGAAAGAAGUUGAAAAAGAACAUUGCUAAAGCCCUUAGAGUACUAAAGAGAUUGGAAUGGAAUAAUAAUGGCCCCUUUCCUCUAUUUGAUGUAGAUUGCCAUCUAUUGAUGGUGGUAACAGCACUGAGGGAAUCCAAUGACAUCACAAUUUCUAUGUUUCAGUCAUUCCUGUCAUUUCUUUCCAUGCCAGUAAUGAAAACAAAAGCUGGAGGUUGGUCUUUGAUUUCAAAAUUGAUACCAGUUGCAGCCGAGAGAAGCCAGAAGUUUUUCAAUGAGGAGAUUAGAUACACUUUCUACUAUUAUCGAAAAGGUCUCGAAGCAGGUUUAGAUUGCCUGUUUAGAUGCUUAAUCAGAAAUAGAGUGUCUUUACUUAAUUUCCUCACACCUUGAAAAUAUUAUUGUACACCUCUUCGUUCAUGGCAUCUGCAUUUUAAGGAUUGGUCCAUGUUCAGGAACCAGAUUUUGUAAGGGAAUUGUAUAAGAAUAAUGGCAACUAAGGAGAUUAAUUGG
Molecule: messenger RNA, 973 nt
Organism: Durio zibethinus
Lineage: Eukaryota; Viridiplantae; Streptophyta; Magnoliopsida; Malvales; Malvaceae
Source: RefSeq, a predicted model, not a curated record